UCCACACGUGUGCUUUCUCCCUCUACUCACUUGCUCCCUUCACUGGAACUGUAGUGUCUUUUCUUUUUGUUUCUUCCCAACCAGACUUGUAACAACAAAGAUUCCAACCAAGAAAACCUUUGAGAAAAACCUUAACUGCAACUUUAAAAGGUAAUAAGAAAGAUAAACACUAAAGACUUUUUUUUCAAACCAGCUUUAGUUAGGCUUACUGUAUUUCAUUUCUCUUUAAUAAUAAACGGAAGCUUAUUAAAAAAUGGAACUUCAGAAACUAUCAAAUGGACACCAUCAGCCUCUGGAGGAUUUUCAGCCUCUGGAAGAUGGGAUCACACCAGAGCAGGAAACAUUUUUACCACACAAGAGUGACGGGGAAAAAAAACCUCAGUUUACAGACUUUCAUGGGAAGACCUCGUUUGGAAUGUCUGUGUUUAACCUCAGCAACGCCAUCAUGGGCAGUGGAAUCCUGGGACUGUCAUAUGCCAUGUCCAACACGGGCAUAAUCCUGUUCCUGUUCCUGUUGAUAUGCAUUGCUAUUCUUUCUUCUUAUUCUAUUCAUCUCCUUCUGACAAGUGCUGGAGUUGUGGGUAUUCGUGCUUACGAACAGCUUGGCAAGAGAGCAUUCGGUCACCUGGGAAAAAUACUGGCAGCUGUUGUCAUAACAAUGCACAACAUCGGGGCAAUGUCAAGCUAUCUCUUUAUUGUGAAAUAUGAGUUACCUUUGGUCAUUCAAACCUUCUUGGGUCUUCAUCAGAACACUGGAGAAUGGUACCUGAAUGGCAACUAUUUGAUCAUCAUUGUUUCAAUCUGUAUUAUUCUUCCACUGGCUCUGAUGAGACAGCUUGGGUACUUGGGCUACACCAGUGGCUUCUCAUUGACAUGCAUGGUUUUCUUCCUUAUCUCUGUCAUCUAUAAGAAGUUCAAUAUCCCCUGUCCUCUGGGUGAUAUCAACAAUAACACCACAAUCAACAACAGUUAUAUUUUAUUAGAAGAAAAUUGUAAGGCCAAGUUCUUUACUGUCAACCAGCAGACGGCCUAUACAGUUCCAAUUUUGGCCUUUGCAUUUGUCUGCCACCCUGAAGUGCUGCCUAUCUACACAGAAUUGCGCAACCCCACUAAGCGACGCAUGCAAGCCAUCGCCAAUGUUUCAAUCCUAAGCAUGUUCGUAAUGUACCUGCUGACCGCCAUCUUUGGAUACCUCACCUUUUAUGCAAGUACAGAGACAGAGCUGCUGCACACCUACAGUAAAGUCGACCCCCUGGAUAUACUGAUCCUGUGUGUGAGACUCGCUGUACUGGUGGCUGUUACACUGACUGUGCCUGUGGUGCUCUUUCCAAUUCGGCGAGCUUUACUGCAGCUGAUUUUCCCCGAGAAGCCUUUUCACUGGGCUCGUCACAUCUCCAUUGCCAUUUGCCUCCUUAUUGCUGUCAAUUUGCUUGUUAUCUUUGUACCCAACAUUCGAGACAUCUUUGGCAUCAUUGGCGCCACCUCUGCACCAAGCUUGAUCUUUAUCCUCCCGGGUUUAUUCUAUAUACGCAUUAUCCCAACAGACCAGGAGCCAUUGUGUUCAAGACCAAAAAUUCAGGCUAUUUGCUUCACAGCCCUGGGUUUCAUCUUCAUGACAAUGAGUUUAACCUUCAUAGCCCUGGACUGGAUCAGUGGAGAGAACCGCAGUGGUGGGGGACACUAACUCCCAACCACAAACACAAGGGGUCCAGUAUGCCUGCUCAGCAGAACACCACUGAGCUGUCCUCUUCUCUUAAAUCUGGUUUUGAAGCCUUAGAGAAGAGCAAGAACCAGCAAACAAACAACAAAACAAAACAAACAAAAAUCACUGAUAGGCUGGGCCCAUCUCAUCUCUGGUCCCUUCCCUUACAGAGUGAGGGUUGGACCUGCUUCCCACCAUAUUUCAAAUUAAAUAAGGGAGUGUUUGUGGUGGAGGAUCUUGGCCGAACAUGAUGACAUCACGCCCCUCUGAGGCAGCGUCCUUCAAGAUCCUGAAUGCAGUCAUUUGCUUUGACAAUCAAAUGACAAAUGGCAUAAGUGAUAGAUGUCAGUUAGGUUACUGCUUACAGAUGCAACAUCUGUAUGAGAGAAUCCCAAAAAGCAGAUGUCUUGGUAUGUUUUCUCCCUACAAUGUAAACAGGAAAGAUAUCCAUGUUUUAUACCGCAAUACCUUUGGAACUUUUGUUGAUUCUUGGUUUUAGGGCAAAUAGACUUAUGCCAUGCAUGUCGUUCAUUCUGUUGAUCUGCUACAUUUCACUUUUAGGAGAAAACUUUAUACAAAUUUCUCCAUCAUAGUCUGGUUUUUGUAAAAGGUUAAACUUUUUUUUUUUUAAAGUCACAAACCAUAAAAGCUAAAUAUUGAAACUGUCAAAACACACAUUAAGUACAUUGUGUAAUAUUUUUAAAAACAGUUUUAGCAAAAAAAUAGGCAAACUGGCAAUUUUUACUCAAAAAAGUAUUCAAAGUGGCAAGUACAACUGGCUUUACCUCAAAGAUAUAACUAAAGCAAACCACCCCCAAACCCCCCCUCCCCUUCUUUUUUAUUUUUUAUUCACAACAACAAAAAACAUUAUGUUCCGGUAUUAAAACAUGAUGUAAACCUUGUUUCCAGAAUAAUGAGAAAGUAACAUUGAAAUAUUGAUUUCAAACUGAUUUCUUGACUUUUCAAAACAGCUUUUUGUUUAUGUAGGAUGACACUUUAUCGGAAUAACAAAGGUAAAGCAGAUUAGAAUCUCUGUAAUGGAAUUCGAUGCUGAAAGAAAACAUCAUCUCAUCAGUAGAAUUACAGCAAAGGCUCCAUCUCUAUUUUUCCCAGAACGAACAAGUGAAACCUAUUAAUUCAGAGCUAUUGUAUGGGAAUGUAUUUAUUAGCACUUCUACUGUGGCCUUUUAUUGUAGGCUGAUUUCUUUUCUGGGCCACAGGUAAAAUCUCCACAAAAUUUUUAAAGAAAAAUAAUAAGCAGGAAACAACAACGGCAUUUUUUUCCUUCACUUUUUAUUAAAAAUUCCUAACCUAUGCAUUUAGACCAUUUAUGCCGGUGGCUGAAUUGAGUGUUGAAUGUUUUUUCCUCUAAGUCUAGAGGUCACUGUGAAACAGUGUUUGCAAAAUAUGGCUUUAAAAACAGACUAUUACACAUGUCACAUAUAUCCACAUAUAUAGUUUUGAAUAUUUACUUUUAAGAUGAAACAAAGCUGCAAACUAUGAAAUGGAUUCAAUGCCCUUAUAUGUCUUCAGGAUAACGUUUAGGGAAAAUUUCCCCUUUAUAAAUGAUCUUUUGGAAACCUCACUUGGCAUUUUAAGCUGAUAAAACAUUGACCUAAUAUCUCCUACAAUUAGCACACCCGUACCUCUGUCAGUAGUAAAGUGGGUAAGACUAUUUUAUACUCGGUUUACAGUUGAGCUUUGGCGUAGCUGGCGUGUUAGCUGUGCAGGCCAAUGUCAAUGUGAACUUGACAGUUUACAACCUGUGAACUUGACAAUUUUACCUUUAUCAUGCAGACUAGCUUACCUUGUUAGUCUUGGCAGCAUUUGUGUGGAAUGAAAUUCCUCAUACAGUCAUGUAACUCAAAACUGUUUCUUGUUUUGUACUCCAAAUGCAAACCAUCGCUGAGUUAAUUCUGCUAUCCAUGGCUAGUACUGUUGUUCUUCAUGUUCUUUAAGCAGCUCUGCAUCCUCUCUGCAAGUUUAAAGAAGAUGGUGCUAAUGUGUAACGAAGUGACAAAGCCGUUUGUCAGAAUAUCCAGUGAUACCAAAGAUACUUUACUGCUGAUGAAGUUACUUCAUCAACUGUUUUUUUGUUUUUGUUUACCUUAUUCGCUGUUGACUUGCUUACAGUUUUCAAUAAAGAUGAACUCUGUAUGAAUUGAA
Messenger RNA from Clarias gariepinus (North African catfish), 3868 nucleotides. It is a transcript of the gene slc38a5b, whose product is annotated as solute carrier family 38 member 5b. The coding region runs from base 254 to 1684 and encodes 476 amino acids. Gene Ontology annotation, biological process: L-histidine transmembrane transport; glycine transport; L-glutamine transport. NCBI's taxonomy places the organism in Eukaryota, Metazoa, Chordata, Actinopteri, Siluriformes, Clariidae. The transcript has 16 exons. Gene Ontology annotation, molecular function: L-glutamine transmembrane transporter activity; glycine transmembrane transporter activity. The record is from RefSeq and is a predicted model, not a curated record.